Molecule: messenger RNA, 636 nt
Organism: Acanthosepion pharaonis
Lineage: Eukaryota; Metazoa; Mollusca; Cephalopoda; Sepiida; Sepiidae
Source: the annotation of a GenBank genome assembly
AUGGGAGGAGAGUUCAUAUCUGAAGUUCUUUAUCCUCCCUCAACUCUCCUAUCCAGUUUUCCCCAAUUUUGGCUACUUUUCUUUCAUAAGAAAUUGCCGCUCAUAGCCUUCCAUAGAAAAACCAGUGCAACCGUUCACAUACCACAGUGUAUUUUUUCUUUCUCAUAUAACCUCCCUACAUGGAAAUUUAUUUCUUUUUUCUUUGUUCACUUGAGUUUUCUUCUUUUUUUCUUCUUAUUUACUGAAGUAAUUCCCUUAUUUUUCUUUUCAUUCUUUUUUUUUCCUCUCUUUCUUUCUUUCUUUCUUUCGUACUUCCUUUCUUUUUUCUUUCUUUUUCUUUUCUUUCUUUAUUUCAUUCUUUUUCUGAUUUCUCUCAUUCAUUACGUCGGUCGUUCUAUCUAUUUUCGUUUUGUUUUUUUCUUUGUUUAUUACAGGCUUUCAUAUUCAAUAGUUUAUUUCACUUUUUCUUUCAUCCGUUCAUUAACCUUUUUUUUUAUUAUUUUCUUUCUUAUUCACUUGCGUCUUCCUCUUUUUCUUUCUUUCUUUCUUUCUUUCUUUCGUUGUUGUUUUCUCCUCGAGACUUUUUCUACCUUCAAAGUCAUUUUUUCUUUCUUUCUUUUUUCUUUCAUUCGUUAA